Polypterus senegalus (gray bichir) is the source of this 3444-nucleotide messenger RNA. RefSeq names its product NACHT, LRR and PYD domains-containing protein 3-like. The coding region runs from base 1 to 2541 and encodes 846 amino acids. The transcript has 7 exons. Lineage: Eukaryota; Metazoa; Chordata; Cladistia; Polypteriformes; Polypteridae. The record is from RefSeq and is a predicted model, not a curated record. Gene Ontology annotation, cellular component: cytoplasm.
AUGGAUCUCAAGAGACGUCUUCUAGGUUUAACACAGAAGUUUCCUAAAGUGAUACAAACUUUCUCUCAUGAGGAUCUCUACAAGAUCACCGAGUACUACAAACCCCAUCUGGCCUAUGUGAUUGAAUACGACAUCACGAGUAUCCUGCAGAACCUGGCCACCAAGAACAUCCUCACUAACGAUGAUGCCAAGAGAUUCAAAGCCAAAGAAAAGUCUGAGGGACGAGGAGGUGUGGAGUCCUUCAUCAGUGACAUAAUGAAGAUGGACAGUGUGGUGCUGGUGAGCCUGUGGGAGGCGCUGGCUGAAGAACUUGCAAAAUUUCCGUCACCAAACCUGACAAGAAUACUGAAGGAGGUGACCGAGGGCGGACCAGACUUCUUGAUGAACAUUCAGGCCAGUCUCCAGCCCACUCCCAUUGAUGCUCGUAUUAAAGGCCUCCAUAACACACACAGAGGUGGUGUGUCUGAAACUACAAGAACUCUGGAGGAUCAGGCAUCUCCUGGAGAUCCAUUCACCAGAACUGUGGGCUUUGAGACUCGAUACACAGAGAUGAUGGUUUUUAAACAGUUCAAAAGAACCUACAGUGAGAGACACCAUGAACUGGAGAAGAUGGGGAAGACUCAUGCAGAGCUAAUAGAGGAGCGGACAAAAGAGAAAUGUGAGCGAAUCUGGACUGAGCAGCUUUUUAGGAGGAGUCGUGGAAGUGAGACAGACCCUCACAUUGUAGUGGUCAGUGGAGUGGCUGGAAUUGGGAAGACCACCAUGGUCCAGAAGAUCAUGUUUGACUGGGCCAGAGGCACUCAGUACCAGAGGUUUGCAUUUGUGUUCCUGUUUAAGUUCAGGGAGCUCAACCUACUAGACACAGAGACAGAGCCACAGAUGCCUCUGACCAGGCUAAUUGUAAGGCACUAUAAAUAUCUCAAUGAUCCGAGACUGAGAGAAAUCUUUCAGAAACCCGAAUCUCUCCUCUUUAUAUUUGAUGGCCUUGAUGAGUACAAACACAAACUGGACUUCACACAGCAGCGGCUUUGCUCAAACCCAGAUGACUAUUUUCCUGUCCACACCCUGGUCACCAGCCUGGUCAGAAGGUCAUUACUGAAGGGCUGCACAGUCCUAAUCACAACCAGACCAACAGGCCUGGAGGCCCUGGACAUGGAGAGAGCUGAUCGAUUUGCAGAGAUCCUGGGGUUCUUCCCUGAACAAAGGCUGAUGUACUUUAAGAAGUUCUUUGGUGAUGCUGAUCAAGGCACUGAGGCUUUUCAGUACAUGGAGGAGAACGCCAUUUUGUACACCAUGUGCUUCAACCCCUCGUACUGCUGGAUUAUCUGCUCUGUGCUGAAGAGCCACUUCAUGACACCAGAAGAAGAGCGAGGAGCUGCCCCGAGAACUGUCACUGAGCUCUUUGUGAUGUUCCUUCACAACAUCCUCACCAAUCACCAGCGAGAAGCCAAGGACCAGCGAGAGAUUCUGAUCAAACUGGGAAAGAUGGCUUAUUAUGGGGUGGCCAACAGGACUCUUGUGUUUUAUGACAAGUUUGAGAUGUCCACCUUUGGUCUCCAGCCAGUCCUGUCCUCUCCAUUCCUCUCAGGGUUCCUCAAAGAAAUCCUUCAGAGAGAAAGCACUCUGGAGCACACAACGUACACAUUCUACCUCCUCACCCUGCAGGAGUUCAUGGCCGCCUGCUCCUUCUACCUCGAUCCAUCAGGGGGCAUCGAGGAGCUGCUUGAGAAGCUGGACUUGUGUAAAGAUGGCCGGUUUGAGAUUCUCACUCGAUUUUUAGCAGGACUGGCCAGGCCUUCUGUAUUUAAAACACUGGGGGGAGUCAUGGGGGAGUUUGAGAGGAAACCGGCAAAGCAGAUACUGGAAUGGGUGAAACAGAAAGCUGAAGAAGCGCUGGAGGGUAAAGAUAAAAGUGAAGCUCUGCGAGUGUGUCAGUGGCUCUAUGAGACUCAGAAUAAGAGAUUAAUCAGAGACGCCAUUGGGAAGGAUUUAAAGAUGAACUUUAGUAAGAUGACUUUAUCUCCUCUGGACUGUGCUGUGCUGGCCUCUGUCAUCAGCUGCUGUGGAGAACUUGAGGAGCUCAUCCUGUCAUACUCACAUCUCACCUUAGAAUGCAUCAGGAGACUGUUGCCGGGGUUCAUCUGCUGCAGACGUGUCAACUUCUGGUAUUGUCGUCUCACCUCCAGAUGUUGCUCAGCUCUCUCCUCAGCUCUUUCUUCUCCACAAUCACGACUGACUGAACUGAACCUGAGCAACAACAACAUGGAGUACUCAGGAGUGAAUCAGCUGUGUGUGGGGCUGAGGAGUGAAAACUGCAAAUUAGAGAAACUGAGCCUCGAGUAUUGUGGUGUCACAUCCAGAUGUUGCUCAGCUCUCUCCUCAGUCCUUUCAUCUCCAAACUCACGGCUGACUGAACUGAAUCUGAGUGACAUGAACACCAGCAUUGCAGGGGGUAACAGUAAUGACAUCGGAGAUUCAGGAGUCGCUCAGCUGUCUGAGGGAAUGAGGAGUGAAAACAGCAAAUUAGAGAAACUGAGGUGAGUGAACAAGUGUGUUUGUGUGUGUGUGUGUGUGUGUGACUGUUUUACCCCCACAGUACAAAUGCUGUGUUUAAUCAGGACAGAUUGCAGUGUCAGAUUUGGACAGAAAGACAGAUGGACAUGAGGUGGACUCAAAUUAAGUAAAUUAAAACAGCAUUGUGACCCUGAGCCCCUUCCCCACAGUGGCCACUGUCACCGUUCUCUCCAUCCAGUCUUUAACUUUCUUUCUUGUCCUUCAAUCCCACACUUAAUCUUGUCCCCCAUCCUCCUUUGUCACUUUCCUACCUCACACUCCUCUGAUGUCCUCACUAAAGUGUGUUAAAGUCACUGAAUCAGAUUAAGAGGGAGCAACACUGUCAGUGGGGGCAGAAGAGCUGACCAGAGUGGCUGUGGACAAACUAGAGCAGGAUUGAGGUGACAGACAGGAACAAUGAGUGCAGGACAUCAGAGAUAAGGAGAGACAAGAGAAGGAGAGAAAGAGAGAGAGGAGAAAAAUUAAAGAAGAGGAUUAGGAGAAGGAGUGAGAGCUGAACAUACAAAGUAACAGGACGAAAGUUACCAGCCAACCACAGCAUGGAGUCUGCUUGCUCUCCCAGUGUUUGUGAGUUUCCUCCAGCUUCUCUGGUCUCCUUCCACAGUCCAAAGAUCUUAAUGUUAGGUGGAUUAGUGAUGAUAAAUUGAUCUCUGUGAGUGUGUGUGUUCACCCUAUGAUGGACCAGUCACCUGUCCAAGGGUCUCAUGUAUAAAUGGUGCAUACGCUCAAAAAUGUUACAUAAGCCCAUUUCCACGCUCACAUAGCGACGUAUAAAAAACAAACUGGACAUAAAGCCACACACAUUCUCACACCAGCACAAUCCAUUCUGUUCACAACUUUUUGGGUCAGUUUUACAAACUGGCAGCACCC